AUGAACCGGCUCCUCUACUUUUCGGCGCUUUUCGCGCUGGCCUUCGCCGACGAUUCGGACAAUAGCACCAUCGUUUCCGCGGUGAGCUUUAACCAGAUGGUCCCUUCCUUCUUGAAUAUUCCAUCAGUCGGGUGGGGUCCAAUCAACUCGAAUCAAUCAAUCAAUCAAUCAAUCAGAAUUCCGCUUGCAGACGCCGAUGUGCAUCGAAUAUGCGGAUUGUAUCCACAAAGCGCAGCAGAAGGCUGAGGAAUGUCACAUUUUGGAGAAUAACACCGAGGUACGACGGUCCUACCGAUCAUUCGGGGGGAUACUGUAGAGGGGCUUUCAGACGAUGAGACUUCUCUGGUCUAGAGCAGUUCGUAGGAUAUGUCGGCGGCAUAUGAAAAAGGUUUUCCCCCGUCUUCUUCUUCUUCUUCUUCUUCUUCUUGUUCUCAAUCUUUUGGGUUCCUUACACUCUCAAUACAGAUUUGCGGUGCGGUAACAGAGAGGCUUCCGGAAUGACAGAAUGAGAAUGCAUACCAAAACGGAUCGAGAUUUUUUCAUUUUUACCUGAACAUUUCAGACUACGAAUGGCAAGAAAGGAGUGUGCACUGAGGCCAAGAAGAUCCACCUCGAGAUCCGAUCGAUUCACGACACGGUAACGGACACUUUCAGAUGGAAAACGGUCAACAAUUCAGAUGGCCGACGAAAUCGAGACUUGCGUCAGAAAGAGGGCCGACGGAGUGGCGGGACUCAACGAGAAAAAGAACGAGAGAUGCCAGUCGAUUCUGAAGAAAAACGCGAAGAGGGCUACGAUUGAGCCGCAGAAGAGAAGGUCCAAGAAGGAGAAGAACAGUCUGAAGGCGGCCUCGAAGGUGAGCACUGUCCAGUGGGACUAAAAAACGGAGAUUCAUCACAGGGAUUAGGGACCAAAAAGAUGAAGGUUUCCUUCUGUAAUAAUCAGAGAGACCAGGGAAAAGUUUGUAGCGAAGCGGGUGAUCAUUGACACGUGGACGUACAACAAUCACCGCAUAGUUACACAAACAUUCCCCUUUCAGACGUGCAACAAAGAGGCCCGCCGACUCAAAAGCCAGUGCGCUCGAUUGGCAAAGUGCUGCCCGGCCGUGAGAGUGUUAGUUUCCUUUUUUUGUUGCUUUACUAUCCACUUGAGUGUGAGGGGAACAUUGCUCCUCACGUUCUUUGAUCACUUUUCAAGAGAUGAUUCCAGAUGCCAUCGUGACGAGGACAAGAGCGAGUUGGAGGAGAAGAAGAAGGCGUUGAAGGAGGCGACGAAGGACUGCGCGACGAACGGAAAGAAGGGGAACAAGAAGACGGGAAAGCGGGGAGGAGAGGAUCGGGAACGGGAAGGACGCAAGGCCAAAGGGGACAACAAGAAGGGAAACAUCGGAAAGUCGCUGGAACGGGCCGCCAGCAAGAAGAAGGAGACGCCGAUCGGAGGCAAGAAGUUGGCCGCCGCCCUCGAUGAUAUGCAUUCUUAG
Caenorhabditis sp. 36 PRJEB53466 is the source of this 1478-nucleotide messenger RNA. The record is from the annotation of a GenBank genome assembly. Lineage: Eukaryota; Metazoa; Nematoda; Chromadorea; Rhabditida; Rhabditidae.